Molecule: messenger RNA, 2391 nt
Organism: Saccostrea echinata
Lineage: Eukaryota; Metazoa; Mollusca; Bivalvia; Ostreida; Ostreidae
Product: protein-glucosylgalactosylhydroxylysine glucosidase-like
Exons: 11
Coding region: 79-2286 (735 amino acids)
Biological process (GO): carbohydrate metabolic process
Molecular function (GO): catalytic activity
Source: RefSeq, a predicted model, not a curated record
CUAGGUCUUAUUCUUUACCAGAGAUCAUGGGAGUUGGAAAUAUUGUCAACAAAAACAUGCCUAAAUAAGGACUCCAAAAUGCUGUUGGCUGCUGCAAUAACCUUUGUUAAAACUUUGUUGUGUAAAGUUAUCUUCUUCGGAAUAAGAGAUGAAUUUACGGGAUGCAGUCCCGGGGAUAUGGUUGUUUUGUCACAUGGAGGAAAAAGUAUCAGUUUGAAAAGUGUGUCAACCAUAACUUCUCCCUACAUGAUCCCAGAUAUCACAACAUUAUCUACUGAAAGUCUGCCACUGGAUGAUCGUCUCAUGCCGUCCAUUGGAAAUGGCCAAGUUGCAAUUGUGGUUAAAGGUGAAGGAGUCUUUAUGAAUGGACUUUACAAUGGACAUAACAUAACUAGCCAUCGUGCCAAAAUGCCAGCUGCAUUUAUAAAAGACAUAGGCAUAAAAAGUAACAGCCAUCCCAAGUUCAACUAUAGUCUUGAUUUAGCAGCAGCUACGUAUAUCGAGGAAUAUAAAACUAUGAGAUUUUUUAUUCAAAUGAAAAUGUUUGCUCACCGAGCCGUAAAACAGUUACUUGUCACCAUGGUGACAGUACAAAAUACAGGACAAGCCACCCUUAGCCUAGGUUUGAACACCACAAAAAUCGCUGAUACUGAAGACUUAGAAGUAACCUCGACCACCAACCACUCUAUCGGUAUCAUAAGUGGAAGAACGAAGGAAAGUGAAUAUGACAUCACAGGACUACAGAACGUCACUAUGAUACAUACAAUAAUACCGGAGGAAAUCACUGUAGAGCCAUUUGAGCAAAUAACCCACCUUUACCUACUGAGCAUCGAUUCAGAUCCAGAAAUCGCUAAGAAUUCAUUUAAUAAAGGUGUUGAAAUGUUCUUCAACCAGACCCUAGAAUCCAGUCACGUAAACGCCUGGGCAAAUGUAUGGAAGACUGGGCGCGUUGAUAUUACCGGAAAUAAAACCUUGGCCACCCUCGCUUAUUCGUCUUUGUAUUAUAUUUUGAGUUCUCUUCCUUUGAAAGAUUCCCGCGAUUUUGUUGGAUUGUCGCCUGGCGAUCUAGCUCAUGGAUCAGGUAAUAAGGAUUACAUGGGUCAUGUGUUCUGGGACCAAGAAACUUGGAUGUAUCCGUCCAUACUUUUACUACACAGUCAGAUAGGCAAGGUCAUUGUUAAAACCCGAAACAAAACACUGGGAGCCGCUAAAGAGACAGCAAAAAUGAGGGGUUACGAUGGUGCCAUGUAUCCGUGGGAAACUGCACUUUCAGGACUUGAUGUAACAGCAGAUCCUAUAUAUUUCUUAAAUGAACAACACAUCACUGGCGACAUUUCAUUUGCUAUUAGACAGUACCUUUAUUUGACACAUGACAUUUAUUUCCUGAAUCAAGAAUCUGGGCAAGCUUUAAUCAACGAAAUAGCGAAAUUUUGGGCUUCACGUGUUUCUCUCAAUUCUUCAACAAAUAUGUACGAAAUACAUGACGUCAUGCCACCAGAUGAAUGGCACCAGCAAGUAAAUAACUCGGCAUUUACCAAUGCUGUGGCAAAAUUGAGUCUUCUGCUGCCUGAAUUUGUCUGUAAUUUAACGAAUACCAAGCCCGAUCCUAGGUUCAAAGCCAUUGCAGACCGAUUGUACAUUCCAUACGACAGAAAAAUAGACUAUCACCCUGAGUUUGAUGGUUACACAACAAAUAUGCAGGUAAAACAGGCAGAUGUUAUCUUGUUGGGCUUUCCUUUCAUGCUGAACAUGACACACAGUACUAGAAAGAAAGACCUACGGAUAUACGAAGCAGUAACGCCUGGAGGACCUGCUCUUACCUGGAGUAUGUUUGCUGUAGGGAACCUGGAGAUCGGUGAUACAGAGAGAGCCUCCAAUCACUUUACUAGACAGCUCCUCAAUGUCGCAAAACCUUUCAAUGUUUGGACGGAGAACGCCGAUGGUACAGGAGCCGUCAAUUUUAUCACAGGGAUGGGCGGAUUUUUACAGUCUCUGUUGUUCGGUUAUGGUGGCAUCCGGCUUCAUCCAGACAGAAUCGACUUCCACGGUCGUCUUCCGCCGUCAACUACUUCGUUUAAUAUCACGGGGCUGGACUAUCUUGGCGGAUCUAUAGAUUUUUAUUUUUCAGAGGAGAUGACUUCUGUUCGUCUGAUACAUUCAGCUCGAUAUGUUUUAAAGCUGAGAACAAAAUUUAAGAACUUAGUAUUAAUUGUAGGGAAGUCACAAACUUUUCCAAACACCGCAGCAAGUAUUGUGCCAGACUUAAAGAACAAAAGAAAUCGAUAAUUUACUUUUUAAAAAAGUCUUUUCAUGUUUGUCAGUGUAUAUAUUUAAAUUUAAAAAAUCAAAUCAAAACAAUGUAGCAAUUUGCUUAAUAAAACAUUCUGUUCU